AUGUUUCUUUUCAACCAAAGUCAUCAUGAUGAGCUAGUUUUUCAGAUCCCCUCUAUUCUCUAUGAAGAAAACACUGACAAUAAACAAGAUCUGAUCAUAACCAUGGACACGGGAAAGCGUUCAAUAUCGGAUCACAUUCAGGAAAGUGUGAAUUAUAUCAAACACAUAGAGAAUAACAUCAAAGAACUGAGUAUCAAGAGACAUAAGCUUAAAAAUAUGUCCAAUUCAAGAGUUCUUUUAGCGGCAAGUACAAGCUCAAACGAUUUUUUGCCCUAUAGUGUGACAGUCAGCCCAUGUCAGGUUGGUGUGGAGGUUCUGAUCACUGGUGGCUUCACUGAGGAAGUGUUUCCCCUAUCAAAAGUUCUUCAAGUACUUCUUCAUGAAGGACUUGAAGUUAUUAGCUAUGUUUCCACUGAAGCGAAUGAUAGGUUGUUUCACACAAUUAGAUCCGAGGGCAUUGACCCAAUAUGCAUUGAUCAAUCUACGCUACAACAAAAACUGACCGACAUGAUUAAUCGAGAGUUGAAUUCGAAGUAA
Camellia sinensis is the source of this 537-nucleotide messenger RNA. RefSeq names its product transcription factor bHLH120-like. Gene Ontology annotation, cellular component: RNA polymerase II transcription regulator complex. Gene Ontology annotation, molecular function: DNA-binding transcription factor activity, RNA polymerase II-specific; RNA polymerase II transcription regulatory region sequence-specific DNA binding. Gene Ontology annotation, biological process: regulation of transcription by RNA polymerase II. The record is from RefSeq and is a predicted model, not a curated record. Lineage: Eukaryota; Viridiplantae; Streptophyta; Magnoliopsida; Ericales; Theaceae.